AUGAAUUUGAGGGAGCUUCAGGUUGUUGUUGCCUGCGUGGCAUCAAGGUUCGGUACAUCUACCGUGUUCCCGUUCCUGCAGCAACAAUUGGACAAAUCCGUGGAGUUUUCCACACCAGUGACAUCCUAUAGAAGUUUGCAGGAGGGAGUCUUCUUGCUUCGAAACGAGUUCCCACUAUACUCUGGAGGUGUGGUCCAUCACGCACCGCUACUUGUGGCUCUCAUAUCGGUCUUCAAUAGCGAAACUAUGGUGUCGUUGCUGUACGCUUGUGCUGAUGCCCUUGUAGCUUACCAGCUCAUUGCCAUGGCCAAAUAUUUCCGCAGCUCUUCGCUGCCCUCCUGGGUGCCGGGUGCCCUGUACGUCAUCAAUCCUCUAGUGCUGCUUUCGUCGGUGUCCAAAUCCUCCAUCGUUUUCAGCAACCUGGCCAUUUCCACAGCUCUGCUGACGGCUCUUCAGGGCAAUUGGGUCUGUUCGGCCGUUUCAAUCGCAGUAGCUUCAUAUCUCUCGCUGUACCCGCUGACACUGAUUGUGCCACUACUAGCGUUACUGCGAAACCACAAACUGAAAACUCUCUCCACCGCCGCCGUAACAUUAGCUGCGCUUCUUCUCUCCAGUUACAAACAAAAUGAUGAGAGUUGGAACUACCUAUUCUCUACCUACGGUGUUAUUAUGACGUUCAGCAAGAUCAUUCCUAAUCUAGGUCUCUGGUGGUAUUUUUUCGUCGAGCUAUUCGAGAUGUUCAUUCCGUUCUUCAAAGCCGUCUUCAACCUGUUUGCGGUAUCGUGCAUCAUACCGUUUUCGCUGCGAUUCCACAAGCAACCAUUUUAUGCCUUUUUGCUCUGCCUCUUCUGGAUAACCCUUACGAAACCGUACCCGACUCUGGGGGACGGAGGGUUUUUACUGAGCUUCAUACCUUUUUUCAAGCCACUUUAUGGAUACUUCAGAUACUCGGUGAUUUCCACGCUGCUUUUCAUUCACGUCUCCGUCUUGUCGCCUAUUUUUUACCACCUGUGGGUCGACUUGGGCUCAGGCAAUAGUAACUUUUUUUAUGCGAUUUCGCUGGUGUACGCUUUGGGUUUGGCCACUGUGUUGGUAGAUUUGGUUUGGGCAAUGUUGAGGAUAGAGUACGACAAGGGCAAACCAAAUCUUCAUUUGAAACUGACCCCAAUAUAG
Molecule: messenger RNA, 1173 nt
Organism: Lachancea meyersii CBS 8951
Lineage: Eukaryota; Fungi; Ascomycota; Saccharomycetes; Saccharomycetales; Saccharomycetaceae
Source: the annotation of a GenBank genome assembly